CAGAGAGCAAGACAUCACCAUAACAAGCAGGAUUUACGCGCUGCAGCCGCCGACGCAACGCGUGCUGUCCCCUCUUUGGGCUCCUUUCUGGCAUCGGAGGAGCAGGAGCUGGGCACAGGCAGGAUGAAGCUGGCAGUCUUCUGUUUGUGCAUUCUGCAUGUGACCUUCGUCAGUGCCGGACUCUUCACCCGCAACGAUCUUCAAGCCGUGCACAGUACACUGUCAGUGAACAGGGCCCAAGCCCCCCAGAGCGCAGGGUCUUUAAACCAAGGCAGACAGAGACCACUGUUCGCAAGGAGAGGACAGUAUGAAAGGCAGAGUGUCCCGAAAUCCAGAGUGGUUCCUGCCUCUCCAAAUCGCUCCCCUUCUCCUCCUCCUCCUCCUCCUCCUCCUACUAAAGUGACACCCAAACCUGUGAAGUUCAAGUGCUCAUAUCUUAAACAAAGCUGUUUACCCCAGUCUGGCUGCUGUGAACCAUAUGCAACAUGCCACUGCCGCUUCUUCAAUGCAAUCUGCUUCUGCCGGAGGACAAAGUGACUAUACGAGAAGAAAUCAUAAAACGCAGUGGCAAGCAUUAAUGAUUGGUGUCCAAGCGGAUUGGGAGCAUUUGGAUGCUUGUUUCUUAUUUAAUUGUUAAUGAAAUGUUGUUUUCAUGAAUACAAGAUGAACUAAUAAAACAGUCAGCCCAAUAACUUGAAGAUUUAGCAUUUAGACCAGGGGCUUGGAGGCUACUACAAAGCAAGUUCAACAUACCCAGGAUGUCUUUUCAUUAUCUGGCUGCACUACGCCUAACACCAAGAACACACUGCUUGUGUUGCAUGUGCGUGGCGGCUGCAUCGCUGCUGC
This is a messenger RNA of Seriola aureovittata, 846 nucleotides long. RefSeq names its product agouti-signaling protein-like. Gene Ontology annotation, cellular component: extracellular region. NCBI's taxonomy places the organism in Eukaryota, Metazoa, Chordata, Actinopteri, Carangiformes, Carangidae. Gene Ontology annotation, biological process: neuropeptide signaling pathway; hormone-mediated signaling pathway; adult feeding behavior. The record is from RefSeq and is a predicted model, not a curated record. The coding region runs from base 124 to 537 and encodes 137 amino acids. Gene Ontology annotation, molecular function: neuropeptide hormone activity; type 1 melanocortin receptor binding. The transcript is spliced from 3 exons.